Molecule: messenger RNA, 1008 nt
Organism: Racocetra fulgida
Lineage: Eukaryota; Fungi; Glomeromycota; Glomeromycetes; Diversisporales; Gigasporaceae
Source: the annotation of a GenBank genome assembly
AUGUCUUCAACUUCAGCUUUAAGUCGUGCAGUUAUGAAAAAAAAUUCCGUCCCUAAGCUCCUUGAACUUUGUUAUAAGAAAUUAAUUUCCCAUAAACAUCGUAGGUCUUGUGCAUAUGUCCUUGUAAAAACUAUUAAUGAAUUAAGAAGUCUGGAAGAAGCAAAUCCCCACCUUAUGGAUGAGGACAUGGAAUUAUGGAAGGAUCAUUUUAUCCGAGAUCAACCAAACCUCUCAAGAAAGUUUGUUGAUUCUGAUAAAAAGGAUUGGCCUAGUGCACUUGAAAAAUUACGACAAUCUAAAAAACAGCAUGAUCGACAAAAAGAAGAAAAGAAAAUAAAAAUUAUACCUGGUUUACAUGAUCCAUCUAGCAAUCGGAAGAAUGAUUAUUAUCGCCCAAUAUUUAAACAACAAGAGUCGAUUACGCCAGCAAAUAGUCAAGUUACUUUAAAAAAUAAUUUACGUCAUGAGCCCUAUCCUGUUGCUGCCAUUUCCUCUCAAAGGAGAGCAAACUCUGUCUUACCAAAUAAUCGUGCUCACUCUCAUGUAAACUCUCGUAUCACUAAUUCUGCUCCCUCUCGGACAUCUCACAUGGAUCUAAGUGGCCGUACAAGACCAAUAAAUUCUCGCGUCACAAAUUCUUCUGUACAACCUCAUAGAACUGUAAACACUGUUCCUAUCGCUCAAACAAGAAAACCCGCUUCAAGUGCUUCAAUCCAUUCAAGUAAAUCAUCUGCACAUAUUCCACGGAAUCGAAAUGCUAAUGACGGUGUCAAUCGUCGAACUUUAGAUUCACGGACUUCACAUUCAGUAACCAAAGCUAGCUCGCGCUCUUCAUUAACCGCCUCAACUAAAGUAAUUCCAAGGACUACCAAAUCAUCCGAUAACUCUCACAUUAUAAAGACGAAAUUGGAUGUUCGUCAGCAACUUUAUUCUAAGAAUCGUUGUGAUAUUCAAAAUGCUAAAACCGCUACCAUCAAAUCCUCUAAGCAACAUUUAAAGCCUAAGAAA